Messenger RNA from Arachis ipaensis, 2769 nucleotides. The record is from RefSeq and is a predicted model, not a curated record. Lineage: Eukaryota; Viridiplantae; Streptophyta; Magnoliopsida; Fabales; Fabaceae.
GGUCGAUCGAACCGAACCGUGACCCGGCCGGUUUUUUGAAUUUUGCUGAAACGCUGUCGUUUUUGUGUGGAGGAGCCCCGAACCCUAACUUCAUCUCUAACCAAAACGCGUUCUUUGCCUCUCUCACACUUAGCCACUGUCCAGAGCUUCUCUCAUCGAACUCCUGCUCUUCCCUCACUCCCUCACUUCCGUCCAACUAUCGCCUGCUACCGUCGCCGUCGCAACUUCCAACUUUGAACAGCCACCGCCUGCUCCCUCACUUCCCUUCCUUCGCGCAGCAAACGUCGCAAACUUCCUUCCCUCCAUCGCGCAGCCACCGUUCGAUCGUCGAAGCCUCCAUCGCGCAGCCACUGUCCCGCCGUGCCAGCUCUGUUCCACCGCGCUCCUGUCCCUUCAGCGGCGUCUGCUCUGUUCCAUCGCGCAGCCCUUCCCUCGAAGGUAUUUUUUAUUUUUGUAACUGUAAUUGUGGUUUUAGUUUGUUGGUUAAUCAGUUAAUCUGUGAUUUGUUUCUGAUAUCCUUGAUUUCAACCUUGCUACUAUUAAUUUUUUUUUAUUGUGUAUCACUAUGCAAAUUAUCUAUGAGAUUAAUGGGUUGCUGUAAGCCUGUAAUAUUGAUAUUGGAAACAUUGCAAACAUUGAAAACAUUGCUGAUGGGCAAUAUCAUGUGCAAACAUUGUAUGAACCGAUCGGUGUUGCUGGUCAGAUUAUUCCCUGGAAUUUCCGUCUUCUCAUGUUUGCUUGGAAGCUUGCUCAAUAUGUUUCAGUUCCUCCCAAGCUGAGCCAACAUACUGUGCAUGACAGAUUCAGGUUAUGAUAUAAAUAUGGAAUAGAAGGAAUGAUCUCAAAUGGUUGAUUGGUGCUCACUUCAUCAGUGGCCUCAAUACACCAUCUCUCUAAUUCACCCCAUCCUACCUUUACAUACUCUCUAUUGCUGAGUGAACAACACUCAAAAUAGAGAGAGAGAGAAUCAUGGCGCAACAUGAUGACCUCAGCGCGCCACCGCGGCCGCUGCCACCGUCUCCAUCUCCCACUAAGACUGAUCCGCGUGCAAUUCACGCACGGGCUAUAAAAUCAGUUGCAACGGACAAUGCGACAUUCAACAAUCUGGUAACGCUUUACUCGAAAUUGGAGAGUUUGGCGUCCUACUCUGUCCGCGUGUUCAGCCAAAUCCGGAGUCCCAACGUUGUGUCAUGGACCGCACUUGUCUCCGCCCACUCCAAUACCCUCCUCGCCCUCCGUUACUUCGUUUCCAUGCUUCGCCACCCAACACUCCCCAACAAUCGCACCCUUGCCUCCCUCUUCCGCACCUCAGCUGCACUCUUUGCCCUCCCCUUUGCCCUUUCCCUCCACUCCCUCUCCCUCAAGCUCGCCCUUUCCAGUGAUCCUUUUGCCGGUUCUGCGCUACUCAGUUUUUACUUCAAGUGCCGUAUGCCAGACCACGCACACAAGGUAUUCGAUGAAAUACCUGAUAGAGAUAGUGUUUGUUAUUCCGCUAUGAUCGUGGGUCUAGCUCAGAAUUCCCGCUCUGUGGAUGCGCUUUUGGUUUUGGCUGACAUGAGGCAUCGUGGUUUUGCAUCCACAGAGCAUAGCGUUUCGGGGGGUCUGCGUGCUGCUGCUGAGCUGGCAGCAUUGGAGCAGUGUAGAAUGAUACACGGGCAUGCGGUUGUUGCUGGGUUUGAUUCAAAUGUGGUGGUAGGCAGUGCUCUGGUUGAUGGUUAUGGUAAAGCCGGCGUUGUUGAGAAUGCAAGGCAGGUUUUUGAGGAUAAUUUGGCUUGGAUGAAUUUAGUGGGUUGGAAUGCUAUGAUGGCCGGUUAUGCCCAGCAAGGAGAUCAUAAAUCUACUUCCGAACUGUUUGAUUCAAUGGAAUGCCAAGGACUGGUGCCGGAUGAGUAUAGUUUUCUGGCAAUGUUGACAGCACUCUAUAAUGCUGGAAUGUUUCUUGAGGCUGACCAGUGGUUGACAAGGAUGAAAGUGGAUUAUGGUUUGCAGCCAACUCUGGUGCAUUAUACUUGCUUUGUAGGUGCAAUGGCCCGUGCUGGGCACUUGGAACAGGCAGAGAGGGUAGCAUUGACAAUGCCAUAUGAGCCAGAUGCUGCAGUUUGGCGAGCCUUGCUGUCAGCUUGUGCUUUUCAUGGUGAAGCCGAUAAGGCUUGGUCUAUGGCCAGGAGGGUUUUGGAACUUGAACCGCUUGAUGACUCGGCUUAUGUUAUUGUUGCCAAUGUGUUGUCAGCUGCAGGAAGGUGGGAUGAUGUUGCAGAAUUGAGGAAAAUGUUGAGAGUUCGGAGGGUGAAGAAACAAGGAGGGAGAAGCUGGAUUGAAAUUCAGGGAAAAGUACAUGUUUUUGCAGCAGGGGACUGGAAGCAUAAGAGAUCCGCGGAAAUUUAUCGCAAGUUACAAGAGAUCAUGGGGGAGAUUGAGAAAUUGGGAUAUGUUCCAAUUUGGGAUGAGUUGUUGCACAAUGUGGAGGAAGAAAAGAGAAAGGAGGCUCUGUGGCAUCACAGCGAGAAGUUGGCAGUGGCAUUUGGUGUGUUAUGUGGGUCUGCACCACCAGGAAAGCCAUUGAGAAUUGUGAAGAAUUUGAGGAUUUGUAAGGAUUGUCAUGAAGCUUUUAAGUAUAUGACCAGAAUUUUACAGAGGGAAAUUAUUGUGAGGGAUGUUAACAGAUACCACAGAUUUGUUGAUGGUAAUUGUACUUGUAGAGACAUAUGGUAGCACAUAAGAUGAAUAAAUGGUCAAAUUAAUAUCCAAAAGAUUACUUAUUUUUUAAAU